Striga asiatica is the source of this 837-nucleotide messenger RNA. NCBI's taxonomy places the organism in Eukaryota, Viridiplantae, Streptophyta, Magnoliopsida, Lamiales, Orobanchaceae. The record is from the annotation of a GenBank genome assembly.
AAUCAUAAACCCCUCCUCUAUUCAGAAUCAUAUCCCCCAACCGAGAGAGCCCUUAGUGAUAUUUCAGAUUUUUUUCGCUUCGCAAAACAUCCCAAAGCAUCCAUGGCGGAGGGCACACCUGCAGUCGCCGAGCUUCCUGCUAAUAACACCAUCUACAUUAAUAACCUUAAUGAGGAAAUCGAGCACGAUGCGCUGAAGGAAUCGCUUCACGCGGUGUUUUCUCAGUUUGGGAAGAUAUUGGAGGUUUUGGCGUUCGAAACCCUAAACCACAGGGGGCAAGCGUGGGUUGUCUUUGAGAAUGUCUCGUCUGCCACCAAUGCGCUUCGUCAAAUGCAGGGAUUUUCACUCUACGAUAAACCUAUGCGGAUUCAGUAUGCGAUAAAAGAAUCUGAUGUCAUUGCAAAGGCUGAUGGUACCUUUGUUCCUAGAGAAAUAAGGAAGAUGCAAGAUGACAAAGAUGAUGCUAAUCAAGCAACUGCUCUUAACCCUGCAUAUGCUGGUGCUUACGGAGGAGCCCCGCCUUUACCACAAAUACCGGAUAUGGGAGCUAGAGCUGUUCGGGAGGCACUGGAACCAAACAAGUUCCUAUUUAUCCAGAAUCUUCCUCACCAGACAACUGCUAUAGAGCUGGGAACGGUUUUCAAGUACUGUCCUGGGCUUAUCGGAGUCCAAAUGAAGGAAACGUUGCCUGGGAUUGCUUUUGUAGAGUACGAAAACGUGAUGCAAGCGACAAUGGCUAUGACGAUGUUUGAGGGGUUUCAGAUCGGUGGAAGUACAAUAUCGAUCAAUUUUGCAAACCCGUAGAUGAAAAUCUUUCUUUUUUUUUUUCUUUUUUUU